Molecule: messenger RNA, 1273 nt
Organism: Volvox carteri f. nagariensis
Lineage: Eukaryota; Viridiplantae; Chlorophyta; Chlorophyceae; Chlamydomonadales; Volvocaceae
Exons: 5
Coding region: 127-1179 (350 amino acids)
Molecular function (GO): calcium ion binding
Source: RefSeq, a predicted model, not a curated record
AAUCUUUACAUAACGCGCAUAGAGGAAACACUACUAAGCUAAUAUAUUGUUUCAGUAACGCUGCUAUUGGAUAAAGAACCCUUUGCGUCUGUCUGUGAUUUCACAAGGAACCGCCGAAAAGAAACGAUGUCAACCGCCAAGGUUCCGUUCACUGAGCCAGAAUGGAAGAUUCCAGGGUAUACUGGAUACGUCCAAGGGCUUCAGGAGACAUACAAGAAGACACCGGUAAUGGCACAGCUCGAGACGAAGGACCCAACGCCAGAGUCGUUCAUCUAUACGAGGACCCAAACAGCCCCUAAGCCCUCGCCUGUGCGGGACCCGUGCAAUGAUCCAGAGAACUUUAGGAAGCCCCAGCCUGGUAAUCUGUGGCCAUCCCUUCAAGACACAGCUAUCCAGGCGUCCUUUAAGCCACCAGCUAGUAACAUUGCACUGGGCGACGAGCGCAUCAUGCCGUUCCGGACUUCUUAUGGCGUGGACUUCAAGGCCCCAUUCGAUGGGCAAGAACGGCUUCGCAGCCCGAACCGUAAUGAAGACCUGGUCAAGACCACGUCCAGCUUAGCCAACAUCUAUAAGAGCUCCUUCAACCGCGUGGGAGAGAAGCGGCUCCAAAAGAUGAUUAGCACCAUGCGUGAGCGCAUGGAGGCCAAGCUAGGCAACAGCAACAACAACGCCUUCCGCAUGCGUAGACUGUUUAAGAUGUACGAUAAGGACGACACGGGUCGUGUGCACUUCGAAGACUUCCGCAACAUGGCAGAGACGUUCGGCAUGCAGCUGGACGACGACUCGCUCAUGGCGUUGUACUUUGUGUACGACCCUGAGGGCACCGGCUACCUUGAGUAUGAGGCGCUGGUUUCCCAGCUUAUGUCGCCCUCGGACUUCGCUUUCUACAAGGGCUACGUCGAUUACAGCCAGGACAAGGCCGAGGAGGCACGGCGCGUGGAGCUGCUUUCACAGCUCAAGAAGAAGAUUGGGCCAGUGGUCAGCGACUUGCAACGACUGCUCAAAGCUUUUGACUCCGCGGGCAACGGGCGGGUGACGCGGCAUGAUCUGGUAGCGGGUUGCGCAUCAGUGGGUGUGGUGCUCAACGACAAGGACUUCGACACGCUGGCGCCCGUCAUGACGACGAACGCGGACGGGACCAUUGACUACGCAGCUUUCUGCUCCGUCUUUACCAGCUGAGCGUGAUCCGCGGACCGGCGCUGUCGACGACGCAUGCAUGUGUGCAUGCGCGUGCGUGUAUGUAUGCAUGUGGGUGAUUUGGGGGUGGGAAAGC